Molecule: messenger RNA, 759 nt
Organism: Aspergillus oryzae RIB40
Lineage: Eukaryota; Fungi; Ascomycota; Eurotiomycetes; Eurotiales; Aspergillaceae
Exons: 2
Coding region: 1-759 (252 amino acids)
Source: RefSeq, a predicted model, not a curated record
AUGGCUCCCAUCCGUCGAUACCUCAGAAUCAGCAAGUAUACUAUCCUCGAAUGUCGGAUCUACCUAGAAAACCCAUCAGACACGCGAUGGCUCCUCGACAGCCGGGAUCCCGUCCUCCCCCGAAUAUUCGGUGCUAUUCGCCCGCUAGUUCUACCUAAAUUACGCGAGGAGAACGAGAGGCUCUUUGCUCGGAAGAAAGGGAAACCAGUGAAAGACGUGAUAGCUGAAGAGGACUUUGAGGUUUCGUUAUUCCUCCGCGAAUCCCGAACACGCCACUCACUCCUCACGCGACACAAGGAGUUCGACGAACCCGAUAACGCAUCGAGCAGAAAAGAAGGAGCACAAAAUCCACCCCGACCUGCGGAAAGUUCAAGCGGAGUUGCCGAUGCUGGUAUCUUAGUUGAGAGUGAUAGCGAAUCUAAUAUCGAUCUACGCGAUAUCCCUCAAGCCACUGCGGAGGAGAACGAUAAAAAGGGCAAACGUCAUCGAGAUGCAGAUGAAGCAGUUGACACCACAGCUAAUUCCCGCGCCUCGAAACGUCGAAAGGAUGAGGAACCAGAUGAUAAGAAAUUGCGCUUCAGGAUGAACUAUGAAGGGUUCAACAUCUACGGAUGGACGCUCUGCCUACUUGUUACACGCAAAGGGGACAAAGUCAGAGCAAACACAGGAUCUUCGGAGCCCACGCGCCAGGCUCUAAUGGAGGAGUGGAUGUCCACACAAGCCCAGGGGGAUGUGGAUGAAGAGCAAGAUGUUAGUUGA